This is a messenger RNA of Suillus plorans, 555 nucleotides long. RefSeq lists its product as uncharacterized. NCBI's taxonomy places the organism in Eukaryota, Fungi, Basidiomycota, Agaricomycetes, Boletales, Suillaceae. The coding region runs from base 1 to 555 and encodes 184 amino acids. The record is from RefSeq and is a predicted model, not a curated record. The transcript has a single exon.
AUGUCAUGCGCAGUACUUUUCUGCGUCUUCCUCUGCCUCGUUGGAGUGUUGUUUAACUCCAUCAUUGUUCCGACAUCAGGAAAUGCCCACUAUCUCCCUUUUGCGUCUCUCACUCUCGCAGAUCUUGACAUGGUCAAGGACAACUUCGCCAGGGCGAUACGGCACUCAUCUCGUAUGAUAAGUAUUCAGGGAUGGGACGAGGUCAUGAUACCCAUCGUUCAUGUCUUCCAGCAUGGCUUAAAAUUAUGGCGCCGGUCCCAAAUAUGGCUGUAUCCGACAGCAGUAUUCACUCUCCAUGAAGCUCACCUCUUUCGAACGAAUGCAGAUCGCUCCGGGGGCGAACUAUGCCUAGAGGAUAUCUACAUCUACUCUUACACACCAACACUCUCGGCUUUGAUGAGAUCUCGACAAACAAUGAAGACAUCUGUCACCCCGUCGUCCAUGGACAAAGUUAACCGUGUUCAGGGCAAAGCACUGGUCCUUCUGGUGAUGAAGCUACACAGGCAGGCGUUCUCGACGCGUUACAACGCAACACUUGGGGAUCAUUAUGGCUGA